Amoebophrya sp. A120 is the source of this 6302-nucleotide messenger RNA. The record is from the annotation of a GenBank genome assembly. Lineage: Eukaryota; Dinophyceae; Syndiniales; Amoebophryaceae.
AGAUAAAAAACGGUAGAGAACGACUAGAAACCGCAAGGGCCGCUUGGGCGCAUGAACGACAACUACGAGAUAGUGCAACUACUUUACCGAUACUGAUACACGAUCAUGUGGCGGACGCUGGAAGUGAUGGCUGUGAUAGCGGUGCAGGGACUGGCCUACGCCGCACUGAUGUUGUCAAUGAAGGUGAUCUUCACUGUCCUGCAGUUUCCGUACCCGCUUUUCGUCUCUGCUACAAACAGCUCGGUCGGCUUUCUCCUCAUGGUGCUCGGACGGUGCGCAUGGAAGAGGUCUGCUCCAGAAUGUGAAGCAUUAGUCGCUGACUGCGAGGACCCUAGAGAGAGUCCAAAAGCCCCAGACCAAGAAUGCACCGGGCCGACAAGUGGCAACGAGUCUAGUUGCACGGAAUCGACAGCGGCUACAGCUCCCAGUGACGCUGACGAGAAUCCCGGGCGCAAGUCGUCGCGCUCGCUUCUUCCGUGUGACAACAUCCUGAAGAAACAACAAGUAUGCGGCCCUGCAUCAGCAAACCCAAACGUCGGAAAAACAACGCGAUCCUGGUCGGCUUCAGCAUCCUUAUGUACUUCACCUGCGUCGAGCGAAGAGGGAGAAGUUCACGACGUGUUUCGCAACGGGAAAGCGAACAGCGUACAGCAGGAGCGAGCGGGAGAUGGCAGCAACGUGGGAGCGCCAGGAGCUCCUCCGCCCGAUUUAGCUUGGGUGGCGGGUAUUUUCGGAGCUGCUAACAUCGGGCUCAGCAAUACAGCAGUCAGCAUUCUCAACCCGAUAGCUUACGGAAUGCUGAUGAAGAAUCUUCUGGUGUCGGAUGUGAUCGUAUUCUUUGCGCUUGACUCCUGUGCCGCAGAUGAGCAUGACGACGCUGCAAGUGCUAGCACCCAACCAGCGGAGGUGGAGGAUGGUACUAGCGGUGGUCACGCUAGUAGCGCCACAUUGCGCACGUGCGCACCUGUGGAAGACAACAUUGUCGGGAGCUAUGUGGGAAGGGAAGCAGAAGAACAGCGCGGCAGCCAUUUCUUGUUUCCAUGGUACAGUCUACCGCAUCCCAAGCGGGUCGCUUGUCAAUUCGCAUUGAUAAUUAUCGGUGGAGUAGGAUCGGCGGCUUACGUUGUCCAGCACACACAGCCCACCCACAACUCCUCGCCAUCCUCGGUUGCUGAUGCGACCCCACAGCGUCUCGCUCUCUUUGGCGUUUCGUGUUGUGCCGCGGCGCUCUUCUUCUCGAGCAUGCGCGACGCUUUUCGCCAGUACACCCUGCAGUCAGAAACGAAGCGGCCGCCAGCGGGAUUAGCAUUGUUCCUUUCGCUUCUGUCAACGGGAAAGAACAGAGGCAACAACACUGCUCCGACCACCUUGUCACCGCUUGAGUACUCGGCGCAAGCGUGCAACAUCCAGUUUUUGUGUCUGUGCGUCUGCGCUCUCGUGAUCGAGGGACCUCUACCCUGGAGAAUCUUUUUUCACAGCAUAUCGCAUGCGAUCGAAAAAGUUUCUCUUUUCGCAGUAUCGGCGUACUGGAAAAUAUGGAACAUCUUUCCGCCAGCGCUUGCGUUUACUUCGAAGGGCAAUCUGGACCAAGCUGGAGGCGACGUCCUGUGGGACGCGCAGACGCACCAAGCGCCGCAAUUUCCGAUGAUGUUCCAAGAACACCAGAAGCUUUCCGUCGAUAGCGGUGCAGCCAGUAGUGCGGUGGUGCUGUCUGAUCACGUCGUGGGUAGCUACCCACUGGCCAUGAUGAUUCUCGUGUGCACCCUUCUGGGAUUCGCUGUGACGCUCGCGACUGCAGAACUGGCAAAGCUGACCGAUGCAGUGUCCCAGGCCUGCUAUCGCUAUGCAAGCUUUCUCUUCCUUGCGAUUUUUGCGUUCUACAUUUUCGGAACUACAAUGACGGCGCUGCAGAUUACAUUUUCUGCGAUCAUGCUCUUUGGUGUGUGCUGGUUCGCGUUGGAUUUCGAGCAUACACCAUCCACUUCUGAGGACCAACACGUUCGUCGCGCGAAGCCUGUCCCGGCACCCAGUUGGCUGCAGCUCGGAAUAUCGCUAACCAUCUCAACCACCGCUCUAGCGCUUUUGUCUCGCCACACCGAAAUCAUCCGUCAAGCACAGGAACCGCCAGCGCCGAAUGGUAGCGAAUCUGAACCGACGCGGCGUCAUUCUGACUCCGGCACGGGGCUUGCUUUCCAACACCUCGAAGAGAGGGAUCAUGUAAAUCACGAAGACAACGAGAUUAAAAAAUUUUGCCGCGGUUGCGAUCUCCAAACGAUGAGAAAGUUUUAUGGCCACGACUUUAAGUUCCACUCGCACUACGCUGCUGCAGUCGAUUGCUUGGCUGCUUUUCACAAGCUCCCGAAGGCGCUCGAAGGAAAGGAAAUCGCCGGCAAGGACGCUAGCAACUCCUUUUUGUCCGAUUUCCAUCGAGAUCAGCUGCAAGUAGCGAACUCGAGUCUCGAGGACGAGCGACGGACUGGGUGGCAGGAACUGCACUAUCACGCGGAGGCCGAUGGCGACUUUCUGCAAGGACAACAAGACUAUGGCGCACUUGACGUGCCCGACUACUACGUCACGCACGGCACCUACUUGGGCUACCUACGGCAUGGCUCCAUCAUUCCGUACGACCCCGAUGUCGACGUGGUCGCGUCCGACGGAUUUCUUGCCCGACUCGUUGAUUUCGGACUUCAAAGGGGAUUGGGCGAAAAGACUGCCGAUGUAAAGUUCUUGCAGGACGAGCAGAAUGAAAGCACUGGCCGCGGAGACAACACGACCAACGAUCACCGCAAGAUGGACUUCCGACUACCAGCAGAAACAGCGGAAAACCGUGUUGUCCAAAUACCAGGAACGCACAUUGCGUUAACCUACGUCAUUCCGAAAGCCUCAGCGAACCGCGAACGCCUGUUUGUUCCCGAGUCGAGCAAAGAACACAGCGGCGCAUCUGGUUCUACGGCACGUCGCGAGAUUGGACCUGCUCUACUUCCUCUAGGACGAAGUAGCGCCCUUUUGCGAAAAGACGGCAGCGAAAAUCGCCCAAGUGCUGACGCGCUGGAGUGGCAGGAUGAACAAGAGCAUACUAUGAACAAGGCCGCAGCCGUGAUGGUGAAGAAUCUUUUGAAACAGACAAAAGACGCCAAGUACCUGCUCUGUGUCAGUAACCGGUUUUGGCAAGCUCUGGGUGGUGACGCCAGGCGCUUCCCCCUGGACGCAGAAGGCGACGGAGAGUACUGCCGAUCCAAGAUGGGUAUUGCCGCUCGGCUUUUGGGAUUGGUGGAUGGAAGCAGAAGCGGCCCUGCCACCGAGGGCGCUCGAGGAACACCUGGUGACGGUACGGUCGUCACCCGCCACACGUAUGACCCCUUCACGGGUUAUGAAGCACAGCGGCGCUUUGCCUAUGGAGGACCCAAUCUCGUGCAGCUGGACGUUUACCGUUACGUUCCAGCGUACCCGUGUGGUUGCCGCGGCUUGUACUCCUGCUCCGAAUUCAGCGAUCGAGGAGCGGAGGUUGGGGUAUCGUUACAAAGAGGGCUGGCAAAUGCUUCCGGCACCGGCGUCGAGAAGAAGGCAGACGACCGUCGCAGACCCCGGCAAGCGAACGGCACACAGGGGAGCGUCGCGCAACCGCUUUUGAUAUCAACAAGCGACUCCACCUCGGCAAGAGCAUCAAACCCAGCGACAUCCGUGUCCGUCUCAGGAGAAGCUGCCUUUUUGCAAGAGGACGAAGAAAACGCGGCGCGCGGACAUGAACGACCGAUGGAGGCGAAUGGUCGUCCUGGUCAAGCAGGUCGUGUCGAACUUCUACAAAAAGCACGGACGAACAGUAGCAGGACCGUACCUGAGGCAGUGCGAAAAACAAAACUUUUUCCGUCUACGACGACUUCUACCAUGCACGAUCUUCCGGUGCGGGUUCUGGACCCCGCAGCGGUCGAGGUCCCGGCGAUUUUAACCACAGUCGGGUGUGUCGAUCGCAAGACAACUGUCGAAAGUUUCAUCCGGGACAAGCUGCAAACGUUUGUCGCUCCUUACCCGCAUGAUUCGCUGUUGACGUCAACACUUUCAGCUGUUUUUCAAUUCGUCUUUGGUGACACAGAAAAGAUGCCUGAGGGCGCAACAGCUCCUACAACUACACAGCACGGCGGGAUCAAACAAAACUCGAAGCGCCCCCUACAUGACGAGUCGUCUAGGGACGCAAAAUUGGCACAACUUCUGCAGCCUGACCAGCGCUGGGAUAGUUUUGUGGACGGCUACGCACCCUAUGAUUCCUCUAUGCGGAAAAAUAAGCUGUAUUGUUGAGACUAUGCUCUAGUGUUGUUGCAGAUGCGUGAGCACGCAGGAGGAAAAGGCCCUUGCUUGUCCGAGACUGCCAAGACGGGCACGACGAAAAUGCCUACUUCUGCGUGCUGUCGUCGUGCAUUUGUCAUGCCUAUGCCACUUGUAGUUGCAUGUCCAUGUGCUUGAUGUUUUGAGAUAGCCAUCACGGUGGGCUCGCACUUUUUUCCCGUUUCGAUGACACGUCGCAGUGAUACAGUUUUUCCGUACGAUCUGUUCGCUCGUCGAGGCCGCGACUGGAAAUUCUUCACCGCAACUCAGCUGGUAUCAUCGAAUACUGCGCGGGACCGGAAAUGCCAACGUCGACCCGGGUGACUGCGCGGCUUGCCCGACGGACGCGGGGAAAACUUGGAAGAACGAGACGGCGACGAAGGACGACACUACUUCUGCUUGGGGACAAAGAGAGGCGGAAGCGGAACAACAACAGUUGCAGCUGCAAUCUGCUUCCAAUUCUCGUACGUGCCUGGACCCGUCAAAGUGGAAGUUGCGGAGGCACAAGGACUGUUUGGAAAAAGCGCCCGCUUUGUGUUCGCGCAGUGUAUGGGAGUGUCCGGGAAAGGGGUAUUGGUUCACGUUUCCGGAAGUCUCUGAGCAGGAGCUGGCUACGUUGUACAAAACUGAGUACCAUGGCCAAGCGAAACUGUCAAUCGAUGACGGGAGAGUUGUGAGCCAGAGCAAAUUCAUACGGGACGCGCUCGUUGGGGAGGAGCGAAGAGAUCCGCGAACGAAGCUCCGCAACGUAAUGGAGCUGGGUUGUGCCGAGGGGUGGCUGCUGGCGCGAUUGGUGAAGGACAUGCAGGGUAAGGACGAGAAGCCGACCAACAACGAGGAUGGCACGGCUUCGAAGCGAUCGCUUGCCGACGCGGGCAUUGCCUCCAUUCAGUGCUUCGAGGCCACUCCUGGGUUUCCAGAAAAAGCGCAGGAGAACAUCGGAGCGCAGCUUGUGCGCACGAGAGAGGGCGAGGACGGCAGCAGCGUCGCAGCAGCCGAGCAAAAUGAUCGCGAAACGGUGCACAUUUACCCUUCGUUGUACGACGCGGGGAAAAUCGCGGACGGCUCUAUCGAUCUGUUUCUGUCUUCUCACGUUUUGGAGCAUCUGGGAAACCUUCCUCGUUUUCUGCGCAGCGAGCUCUAUCCGAAGAUGCGCCACGGUGGAUUGGUCUUCUCGGAGGUGCCAAACCACAACCGGCAAUACAUUUUGAAAACGUUUGGGGGACAGUUUCAUCUCACCUUCCCGACGCCGGAAGGAAUCGAGAACCUUUUCCGCGACGCAGGCUUCGAGCCGGUGAAAAGCUGGGUUGGAGACGGCUGGGUUGGAGACGGUGGGUUGCACAUCCGCACAAUACACCGGAAGCCGGAUUUGGACGCGUCAAAAAAAUGAAUCAAAUGCCACAACGGAAGCGGUGCCUGACUGUGUCGAAGGAAAUGUUGUUGAAGAUUGUUCGCAGACCGAGGAUACAGUUUUUCCGUGCGAUCUGUUCGCUCGUCGGGGCCGCGACGGACUGGAAACUCUUCACCGCAACUCAGCUGGCAACAUCAUCCAAUAAUGCGCAGGGAUCGCACACGAAAAACGACAAGCGAAAGGUAGCCGACUGCUACUAGCGCCUCAUAACGUCGUGACUUUUCAUCUCCGGUUUGAGGCUGAGCCUGCGACUGUAGGAGUCUACAUGUCACUCACUAAUGUUUCUUGUUUCUGUCUGUUUCCCUUUUGAGAUAACGAACCGGACGAGACACGGCAUCUCUAGCAAAGCUAGACACUGCCGGUCAUCAUGAAGCACGUGAACGCUUUAAUAUGGAAAUGCAUAAUGAAGUGGGGCGCUGCCCCUACCUCUAUGUUUUUUCUCCUACUCGUACUCUCUCAUUAGGUACUUACCCGCAUCCCGAUGCUGUCCUCUUGCCGGUGAUCGCGGUGGAAGUACGUAGAAGAUGUGUGUCGUGUCUGUAUCAACAUCUACCCUAGAUCUGAAACGAAA